Messenger RNA from Polistes canadensis, 3774 nucleotides. RefSeq names its product protein Fe65 homolog. The transcript has 16 exons. Bases 382 to 2766 code for a protein of 794 amino acids. NCBI's taxonomy places the organism in Eukaryota, Metazoa, Arthropoda, Insecta, Hymenoptera, Vespidae. The record is from RefSeq and is a predicted model, not a curated record. Gene Ontology annotation, cellular component: cytoplasm; nucleus. Gene Ontology annotation, molecular function: amyloid-beta binding; transcription factor binding. Gene Ontology annotation, biological process: regulation of DNA-templated transcription.
UUAGUUUUUUUUCUUUUUUAAAUAUCAAAGAACUAUCGUUUUUAUAUCUAACUUUCCUACUUUUUUUUUGUUUUUGCCUCCUAAUUAUAACAAUCGACUAUUUGUGGUGACGAAAAGAGAAUAUUUAAAGAACAGAGAGAGAGUUAAAGAAGAGAGAAAGAGGAAUUAUCUUUUUUCUCUUCUUUUUUCGUUUACUUAUUGGAAAUUGCAGUGAGAAGAUAUAACCUGGAGAGAGAGGAUCAUCGAUCUUUUACCCCACAAAUUCGUCAGUCAUCUAAUGCAGUCGUGUUUGCGAGCUGUUGAACUUUAUGAAAGCUUUGGUGCCGGUGUUAGGGGUAGUGUCAAGGUCAGGAGGGUGGAGUUGAGAUCAUCGUGGCACCUAUGUUGUGCGGUGAACUCUUGAACGGUGGCUUCGUCAGUGCCGGAGCAUUGCCGGGCCUUCCUAUUGGUCUGUUAGGGCUUUGGUUGCCUGGCUGUCUACGAGCUACCAGCCCUCGUCUCCAAACCUCCCCUUACCUACCCCUUCUUGCCGAGCUUUUGGCGACGGGUCAGUUGGAUCUUCGCGAUUGCCUCAUGGAUUUGGCCAAGAGAAAUCUUCAGGCACGCGGCACCAAUGGUGUUGCAGACCUCGACUUCGAUCUUCAUGCCGACGAUGAUAUCGAUGACAAUGUCUUCCUCGAAAAUGGAUUGCUUUCCUUCGAGAAUCCAAAUUAUCAUUUGGAUCCGGCACGUCUCGAUGAUGCAUUGAACAGCAACGGAAAUGGCAGCUCCCUCUAUGAUGAAUUAUAUCAAGAAUUAGUUGGGAAUGGCGGCAGGGGUGGAGAGGUCACCGGUGGCGGCGGCGGCGGAGGGGUUGGUACGAGGGUUCAAGCACGCAGAACUUAUGCGAGCUUGGAUCUGGGCAGCAUGGGGGUUGACGUCACGCAGGGUCCCCUCACCUUGGAUUCCGUGACCGAAGACGCAGCUGACAAUACCGAUAACCAUAACCUAGGGUACAGCAGCGAGGGUGUGACGGAGUCCACUUUGGUCGACGACACCCUCAACGGGAAUCCUCGACCAUCGUCGCCGUCGUCCUCGCCGCCAACGACGUCUUCGUCAUCGUCGAUCCUACCAUCUAGAUCUUCUUCUUUGAUCCAGCAAACAGGAUCUACCGUCAACGCUGCGGAAAUUUCCGCUACGAGAAAUUAUUGCGAGAAAGCUGAUAACGAAACGACAGAGAUGGGGGGUGUACCACACGUUGAGGGUGGCUUGAACAGCGAACUCUAUGCUGUCCCUGUUAAACGAAGGCAGCCUAAGGAUCAAAAGAACAAUUCCGCAUUGCAAAAUAAUAUUCAGGAUAAGGCACCGACCGACAUUGUUGACGCCAAUGAUUCCGAAGACAAGGAUGAAAAUUUGCCACCUGGCUGGCAGAAACACGAAGACGAAAAUGGUCCUUAUUACUGGCACGUCAAAAGUGGAAACAUUCAAAGAGAACCACCAGAAGCACCGGUUCACAACAAAACCGAGAAUCGUAGGAGCUUGGUCAAAGAUAACGACAGCAUAAAUAAUUUUCAUAGUCUUGGUGGUAUAGUAAACACUGUAACACGUAGCAAUACGAGCUCGGCUCUCGAUCAGGAAUUGGAAAACAAAAGAAAAGUGGAACUUGCAUUAAAACGAAGAAGCUAUCCAGCUAGAGCCGAUUCCGAAGGUAGAGACAAGCCGAUUAGAUUCGCGGUACGAUCGUUGGGUUGGACGGAAAUUGCUGAAGAGGAUCUAACGCCUGAAAGAUCUAGCAAAGCGGUUAACAAGUGUAUCGUCGAUCUAUCGCUCGGUAGAAACGAUUUACUCGAUGUCGUUGGACGAUGGGGUGAUGGAAAGGAUUUGUUCAUGGACCUAGAUGAGGGAGCCUUGAAGCUAAUCGAUCCGGAAAAUCUCACAGUACUCAAUACUCAGCCAAUUCACACAGUCAGAGUUUGGGGUGUUGGAAGAGAUCAUUGUCGCGAAAGAGACUUUGCAUACGUAGCAAGAGACAGAUCAACUCGAAAGCACAUGUGUCACGUGUUCCGUUGCGACAUUCCAGCGCGUACGAUCGCAAACACCCUUCGUGAUAUUUGUAAGAAAAUCAUGAUCGAACGAUCGCAGCAUCAGAAUUUAGCCAAGCCUGUUGACAUAAAUGGCCGGACGAGCUUGGCGACGAGACCGACGAAUCUACCGACUGAACAUCGACGUUUUCACAGAAAUGGACAGGCACUAGUCACGCAAUCUUUCCCAACACCAAUGGAAGAACCAAAGAAAGUACUAAAGGCACAAUAUCUCGGAUCGAUGCAGGUCACCAAUGCAACUGGAAUGGAGGUGUUAAACGAUGCGAUAGAUCACAUCGUGUCAAAUACACCCCUGAAUCAAUGGCGAAACGUUAACGUUGCGGUAGCACCUAGCAUGAUCUCCAUACUCACGCCAAACGACGACAAAUUGAUCACCGAAUGUCGAGUUCGUUACUUGUCCUUCCUUGGUAUUGGUCGUAACGUGAAACAAUGUGCUUUCAUCAUGCAUACAGCUCAAGAUCUUUUCAUCGCACAUGUCUUCAACUGCGAGCCUAGCAGUGGUGCUCUCUGCAAGACGAUUGAAGCAGCUUGCAAGCUAAGGUAUCAGAAAUGUUUGGACGCACAUCCGCAAGGGUUCAGAAACGCAACUAGCCUGAACACGCCGAGUGGUAGGGGCUUAGGAGCGACUUUGAAAUCGCUCGUUGGUUCUCUCACUGGUCGUAGAAAUAAACAAGGCGAAUCCUGAGACGAGGCUCUCUCGCUGCAGGAACUCUGGCCACUGCCUGCUGAGCGAGAGGUGAUCAGACACAGACACCUGCAAUCACCUUUAACAUUGAAAUAUUUCGGAGGUUCACCCCCGAGUGCGUCAUUGAGGUCCCUCCUAUCCCCAUCAUUAGACAGCAGACGUAUUCAAUUAGCUCGUUGGGAAAGCAAUCCCUAAGGAAAAAGGCAAAGCCCCACACAUACACAUAUACACAUACACACAGCCACACAAAGACUAAUCGCAAGAAUUGAUGAAAGAAAUAGACCGAAAAAGAAAAAAAGUCCAUUCCUUCAUCAACAAUUUCUCUUUCAAUUGAUAAAAAAAACCGACUGAUUCGUGAAUUCUCUGCAGAGUGCUAUAAUCUAAUCACACACCACAAAUUUAUAUAGUGGACUUACGCUUAAGUGUAUGUCGAUAUAUGAUGUUAUGUAUAUGUAUUUAACAAAUACAAGCAAGCAAAAGUAAUAGCAAACAAAUCGCAAAAGAAUUAAUAAUAAUAAUAAUAAUAAUAAUAAUAAUAAUAAUAAUAAUAAUAAUAAUAAUAAUAACAAUAAACGCAGUGACAGAUAAUUGAAAUUUUCAAAUAGGCCAACGUGUGCAUUUGAAGUAUACAUCAAGUUUCAAUGUAUUUAUCUAGUUUUCAACUUUCAAUUUAUUGUUUUACACGAUUGCUAUAGAAAGAUAGAUGAUAGAUAGAAAGAGGGAGAGAGAGGGAGUAUAAGAGUGCGAAUGAGCGUGAGUAAAUGUGACUCGUCUGUACAUACGAAAUGGUAAGAUAAUUCUCCUUAAUCUGUUCGCAAUCGAAUUAAUGAUCGUAAAGCUCGAUUAGAGAAAGAGAGAGAAAAAUAGAGUAUAAAUGGAGAAUUUUUUUGUAUAAAAGAGAUAGAGAGAGAGAGAGAGAGAGAGGGGGGGGGGAGAGAGAAAGAGAGGAUAUAGAUAUAUAUGUGUGUUUGCGUGUGUGAAAUCAUGCUUUUGAACGAUGGAAGGCUA